UUCUUCCACACCAUGGCUUACGUGCUUUUGAGCCUGACAAUCCUUCUCGUCGCCCUCCUUUACUUUCUGGGCGCUUUGAGAAGAAGGAGACCUAACGAGCCGCCCCUGGACACAGGCCACCUGCCAUGGCUCGGCCACGUCCUGUCCUUCCGAAGGGACACGGAGCAGUUCCUGCAGGAGAUGCAGAAAAAGCACGGGGAUAUCUUCACAGUCCAGCUAGCCGGCCGUUACAUUACGUUCCUGAUGGACCCGAUAUCCUACGGAGCCGUGGUGAAGGCGCCGAGAUCGAAGCUAGACUUUGAAAAGUCUUCGGUUGAGUUGGUUGCAAGGGUGUUCGGAUAUCAUGCCCAAGAAGGUUUCCAAAAAUCCGUGGCCAGAUUGCACAACAAAUACCUAAUGGGGAACGGGUUGGUGGACUUGACCCAAGUCAUGAUGAUGAAUCUGCAGAAACUGAUGCUUCACCAGCCAGUGGACGGUGCCGGGGAAUGGAAGCAAGAUGGACUGUUUCAUUACUGCUACAACAUAAUGUUCAGGGCGGGCUACCUCGCCCUGUUCGGCACCGAGUCAGCUCAUGGCGAUCAGGACCGUGCCGUUCAGCUGGACCGAGAGCACUCGGACCAACUCUUCGUCCAGUUCAGGAAGUACGACCGACUGUUCCCCGGGCUGGUUCACGCCGUGCUCCCGGCCAGGAAGAAGCUGGAAGCCGAGAGGCUCAAGAGGAAGUUCUGGGACCUGCUCUCGGUGCAGGGCAUGAGAAGCCGGGAGCAGGUCAGCGACUGGGUCUCGGAGCGCCAGCGGCAGCUGAACGAACAAGGUGUGAAUCUCGAGAUGCAGAGCCGCUACAUGUUCCUGCUGCUCUGGGCGUCGCAGGGGAACACCGGUCCCUCGGCGUUCUGGCUCCUCCUAAACCUCUGCCGCUGCCCUCAAGCAAUGAGCGCAGCGCGGGCCGAAGUGGACCAAUUGCUGGCGCAGACCGGCCAGCGAGCGACGGCGGGCGGGCCGCCCGUCAACCUGACCCGGGACAUGUUGCAGAAGACCCCGGUGCUGGACAGCGCCGUGGAGGAGAGCCUGCGUUUGAACGCCGCUCCGCUACUGACCAGGGCCGUGGUUCAGGACACUGAGCUGGCGAUGGCCGACGGCCGGCGCUACUCGCUGCGGAAAGGGGACUGGGUGGCUCUCUUCCCUCACCUGUCGGCGCAGAUGGACCCGGAGGUGCACCCGCGGCCGCACUCCUUCCAGUUCGACCGGUUCCUCAACGCGGACGGGACGAGGAAGACGGACUUCUACAAGAAGGGGCAGAAGGUGAAAUAUUACAGCAUGCCGUGGGGAGCAGGCGUCAGAAUGUGUCCCGGUCGCUUCUUCGCAACCAACGAACUGAAGCAGUUCGCUUUCCUCAUGCUGUGCUACUUCGACUUCGAGCUGCUCAACCCCGAGGAGAAGAUACCUCCCAUUGAUACUAGCCGCUGGGGUCUUGGCACAACGCAUCCUACUUACGAUGUCCAGUUUAGAUACCGUCUGAGGGUUCAGCUGCUUGCUAAUCACUAGAAAUUGAAAAGAGAGAUCGAUAGAGUUCUGGGUUUGAAAGGAAUCAAUGGGUAGUGAGUUAGGACAGGAACCGAGGCGAGGUAGAACAUCAGCCACUAUCCUGAAGAAUGCUGGAGCAUGUUCGAGGGACAGGUAAUAGGAGCAGGAGUGGGACAGGUGCCCCAUUAAGCCUGCUCUGCCAUUCAACUGCUUACUGCUUAUCUGCCACGGCCUCAAAUCGACUUAGAGUCAUAGAAUUAUAUAGCAGUGAAAUAGGUGAUUCAACCCAAUCGUCCAUGUCAUAGAAACAUAGAAAACCUACAGCACAAUUCAGGCCCUUCGGCCCACAAAGCUGUGCCGAACAUGUCCCUACCCUAGAACUUACUAGGCUUACCCAUAGCCCUCUAUUUUUCUCAGCCCCAUGUCCAUGUCAACCAUGAUAUCUAUCUGAGCUAGUCCCAUAUGGCUGCGUGUGGCUCAUCUCAUACUUUUCUAUCCACGUCUCUGGUCUCAAUGUCUUUUACGCAUUGUGAUUGUACCCACUUCAACCACUUCCUACAGCAGCUCAUUCCACAUACCCACCACCCUCUCUGUGAAAAAUUUACUCAUCAGAUCCCUUUUAAAUCCUUCCCCCCCCCCCCAUCUUAAAUCUAUGUCCUCUAGUUUUAGACUCCCCUGCCCUGGGAAAAAGAUUGUGGCCACCCAUUUUAUCAAUGGCCCUCAUGAUUUUAUAUACUUGUAUAAAAUCACCCCUCAGCCUCCUACAAUCCAGGGAAAAAAGUCCCAGCUUAUCCAGCCACUCUUCAUAACUCAAGCCCUCCAGUCCCAGUAAUAUUCUUGUGAAUCUUCUCUGCACCUUUUCCAGCUUAAUGACAUCCUUCUUAGAGCUGGGUGACCAGAAAUGCACACAGUACUCCAAAUGUGGUCUCACCAAUGACUUGUACAGUUGUAACAUGACAUCCCAACUCCUGCAUUCACUGCCCUGACCAAUGAACGCAAGCAUGCCAAGCACCUUCUUCACCACCCUGUCUACCUGUGUCACCAUUUUCAGGGAACUGUGUGCUGAACUAGAUAUCUCUGUUCAACAGCACUCACCAAGGGUCUACCAUUUACUGUGCCAGUCCUGCUCUGGUUUAACUGACCAAAUGCAACACUCCACAUUUGUCUGAGUUAAACUCCAUUUCUCAGCCCACUUCCCCAGUUCAUCUAGGUCCUGUCAUUGUCACAGAUAACUUUCUUCACUAUCCAUUACACCACCAAUUUUGGUGUCAUCCCCAAAAUUACUAAGCAUGUCAACAACAUUUUCAUCCAAAUCAUUGGCAUCAAUGAUAAACAUCAGUAGACCCAGCACUGAUCGCUGUCAUACACCACUGGUCACAGGCCUCCAAUCUGAAUGACAACCCUCUACUACCACCCUCUGUCUCCUUUUGUAUCCAAUUGGCUAGCUCACCCUGGAUCCCACGUUAUCUAACCUUACAGACUAGUCUACCAUGGGCAACCUUGUCAAAUGUACUGACUCGGUGAAUGUCCCUUUAAGAUAGAGUUAGUAGUGUGUGUGUGUGUGUGUGUGUGUGUGUGUGGCGUGCAACCAAAGAUAAAGGACGUAAUGACGUUGUUGAAGAAGUCAGUCGAAGUCAGUCAGAGAGAGAGAGAGAGAGAGAGAAGGGAGAGAGACACCAGCCUGCGAGUUUCUCAGUUGAUGGAUGAGAAACAAUAACUUGUGUCUGUUACUGCAAUCCACGUAUGGAAAUAGGAAGUAAUCCAGUGGAGUUCACUUUGUUGUUUACCUGUAAAGGGAAACAGGUAUUAGUGUGGACGGCCAUGAUUCGGGUGCUUUUCGGGGUGAGGAAGUCACUACUGAGUAAACACUGAGGUGUUGUUUGGGUUCCAUUGUGGAACAUUUGGAUUUUGUAAUUACUCUCUAUGUUCUCUCUACAUCUACGUUUUAUCUUCAGACAAUGGUGGUUGUUGAAGAAGCCUUUGCUCAUGUUUCACCUUAUGGCUUGCUGAACUGAACUUUAAGAACCAUUCCUGGACUUGGAGUUUGGGACUUUGCCACACACACAUGAAGGAUUUAGUUUUUGGGGUUAAUGUUCAAGGUUUAACAUUUUUACGACUAACAUACUAACAUUUUUACUUUUAUUUUUCUUAUUAUCAUAUGUAGUGAUUAAUAAAAUAGUUUUUAAC
Messenger RNA from Pristis pectinata (smalltooth sawfish), 3711 nucleotides. RefSeq names its product 5-beta-cholestane-3-alpha,7-alpha-diol 12-alpha-hydroxylase-like. Gene Ontology annotation, molecular function: iron ion binding; heme binding; sterol 12-alpha-hydroxylase activity. NCBI's taxonomy places the organism in Eukaryota, Metazoa, Chordata, Chondrichthyes, Rhinopristiformes, Pristidae. The transcript has a single exon. The coding region runs from base 13 to 1545 and encodes 510 amino acids. The record is from RefSeq and is a predicted model, not a curated record.